This is a messenger RNA of Nannospalax galili (Upper Galilee mountains blind mole rat), 405 nucleotides long. Its product is annotated as histone H4. NCBI's taxonomy places the organism in Eukaryota, Metazoa, Chordata, Mammalia, Rodentia, Spalacidae. Gene Ontology annotation, biological process: nucleosome assembly. The coding region runs from base 7 to 318 and encodes 103 amino acids. Gene Ontology annotation, molecular function: structural constituent of chromatin; protein heterodimerization activity; DNA binding. Gene Ontology annotation, cellular component: nucleosome. The transcript has a single exon. The record is from RefSeq and is a predicted model, not a curated record.
UUCAAUAUGUCUGGUCGAGGCAAGGGCGGUAAGGGCCUGGGGAAGGGCGGCGCCAAGCGCCAUCGCAAAGUCCUGCGCGACAACAUCCAGGGCAUCACCAAGCCCGCCAUCCGGCGCCUGGCCCGGCGCGGCGGCGUCAAGCGCAUCUCCGGCCUCAUCUAUGAGGAGACCCGUGGGGUGCUGAAAGUCUUCCUGGAGAACGUGAUCCGCGACGCCGUCACCUACACGGAGCACGCCAAGCGCAAGACCGUCACGGCCAUGGAUGUGGUCUAUGCGCUCAAGCGCCAGGGCCGCACGCUCUACGGCUUCGGCGGCUAAAUUUGCAGUCUUUUAGUCACGCACAAAGGCCCUUCUCAGGGCCACCUAAAUGGUCAAAAAGAGCUUAAUGCUUUUAUGCAAAGUAAA